This is a messenger RNA of Mugil cephalus (flathead mullet), 2570 nucleotides long. RefSeq names its product immune-associated nucleotide-binding protein 13-like. NCBI's taxonomy places the organism in Eukaryota, Metazoa, Chordata, Actinopteri, Mugiliformes, Mugilidae. The transcript is spliced from 4 exons. The coding region runs from base 167 to 1906 and encodes 579 amino acids. The record is from RefSeq and is a predicted model, not a curated record. Gene Ontology annotation, molecular function: GTP binding.
UAAGUGAAAGUAAAACCAGCGUAACGUCGUGCGUCUGCCUUAUGCCUUUAUCUGCAAGUGAAAGUAAAGCCAGCAUAACAGCACAGACAUCCGUGCAACCUUCAUGCCGCAUGUCAAGUCUCGCUCAUCUCUGCUACACUGACAUCUCCUCUAUCAGCAGGCGACAAUGCUCCUAACGGAAGACAAAGAUGGAUGCUACAGCAGUCCACCAAAUGUUUGGAUCAGAUUAUCUGGCCCUGCAGCUGGCUUACUGGAGGGAGCCUUCUUUGGGCCAAAAGUUGAAGUUUUUCAGGAAAACUCAGGGGCUGCACAAUCAUUGGAGAUAGCAAAGAGUGCUCAAAAGGAGGAAGAGUGCAUUACAAGCAGAGGCACACCACCAGGAGGAAGCAGCGAUGCGGAAUGUGUGUCAGAAACUGGAAAAGGAACCAUAGAAAUAGUCAAUGCAUGGACAGUGCCACCAACAAAGAUUGUCAUGGGAGGAAACACUAGACCCCGGAAGUUCCUCAAAGUGCUGAAAAUAAACAGGAUUGUCCUGCUGGGGGAAACUAGAGUUGGGAAAAGCAGCCUAGGAAACGCCAUCUUAGGAGAGGAUGUGUUCAAGAUAAGUCAGACACAGAAUGACGGAAUGAGGGAAUGCCAAGCUGAGUCCAAAUCGGUCCACGGGAGAAGAAUUACAGUGAUCGACACGCCAGGUUUCAGUGACUCCAAUAAAUAUGAGGCGACGCUGAAGCUUGACGUAGCGAGGUGUAUCUCAGAGUCCAAUCCUGGGCCUCAUGUUUUUCUCAUUGUGGUCAAAGUGGAGAAAUUUCCCAAGCAACAGCAGGAUGUCAUUGAUCAAAUAUGCCAGUGUUUCUCAGAAGAUGCUCUGAAAUACGCUACUGUUGUUUUUACUCAUGUUGACCAGCUCCCAGAGGGGAAGAAAAUUGAUGACUAUGUGGCUCAGAGUAAAUGUCUCAGUGAUCUGGUGAAGAAGUGCAGUGGGCGAUGCCACGUUGGUGAUAACAACUGCAAGAGCAACCGGUUAAAGGUGGAGGAGCUGCUCAACACAGUAGAUGAGAUUAUUAAGAAAAACAGAGGAGGGUUCUACAUUAACGGGAUGCUGCAAGCAGAGAAGAGAGAAGAAAAGGAAGAGGGCAAUACAAGACCAGUUGGAAACAUGCCACAAGGGGGCGCCGGCAAUGAUGCUGACGGCGAUGCCUGGGUCAAGUUAACAGGCCCUGCCACUGGAUCAUUGGCGGAAGCUUUAUUCGGGAGAGAUGGAGAAGCAAAAGAGCCAGAUGACGGGUGUAAAGAAGAUGAAAGGGAAGAUGUUAGUGAAAAAGAAGAAAAAACAGUUACAGAAGUUCAGGAAAAAGUAUCGACGGAAGAAGAGAAUGAAGAAAAUGCGGAAAUGACAGAAGAAGUAGAAGAAACAGACAAAGCAAUAAACAAAACGAAAAAAAAGAAAAGAAAAGCUGUGGAUGGUGUUGGAUCAGGAAAUUUUCUAAGUUCUCUGUGUAAGAUCUUUGGGUUAGGAGGAGCAAUAUUAGCGGGGGUAGCAGCAGCGCUAUGGGGAUCAGGGCCAGCAGCAGCAGUAGCUGUAGCAGCUGCAGUAGCAGCAGCAGUUGCAGGACCAGUAGCUACUGUAGCCACCACUGUUGCAGGAGCAGUAGCUACUGUAGCCACCACUGUUGCAGGAGCAGUAGCCACAGCAGUCACAACAGUUGCAGCAGCAGUAGCUACAGCAGUUAAAAUAGUUGCAGCAGCAGUAGCUACAGCAGUUAAAAUAGUUGCAGCAGUAAUUGUGGGAGUCACUAUUGCAGCAGCUGUAAAGAUAUACAAAAUAUAUAAUCUAGUGAAACGGUGGGCAAAAAUUAUACUGCCUGUAUAUGUGCUCCUUCUCCUCCUGUUUUUCUGGUAUCGUUAAGUAUGAAAGCACCAAUUGUCGAGAACUUAAUCUUAUUUCUAUUGUUCUUUUUGUAACUACUGUUAUUCAAGGUGUUAUAGAAUCAUAACACUGUUCCCAUAUUCAUUUUGAGGGAAACAUCACACAGGACUCAAAAGCACAAAAGGGGUAGUGGUGUAAUUCAAAGAAGAUGAUCUGAGUUGUUCCAGACCGCUCUGUGAAGGUCUGCAUCCACUAUCCGUUUUAUUUUAUUUUAUUUUUGCAGUUAAUCACGAUAUAUUGUUUGUAUUUUAAUGGCUUUAAUAUGCGCGUAACCACCACUAUGUGAUACUUUAAAGUAAACCAAGAACUUAAAACGUGUUAUAUCAUAAACAUUUGGUGUCUGUUAGGAAUAAUUGAAGUAAAAAAGAAAUGGAAAGGAAGGAUUUACCUAAAGUAGUUUACCUUAGUAGUAUUUUUUAUUUUUUUGCAACUGUUUCAAAUUGUCAUUACCGUUUUCAGAUUUUCAGACACAUUUAGAUUGCGGUUGUGGAUGGACGGGAGAAACAAAUGAAAUGUGCAAGAAAAUGGCAUAAUCCCUAAUGUUGUUGAUAUAUCAUGACAUAGAGAUUGGAAAUGUUGUUCUCCGUAUCUUUUAUCGUCUAAAUUGGCUUUAAAUCAGCAAUAAAGCUGUGAAGUAAUCCCU